AAAUUUAACCUCGUACACUGAUUGACAUUUUCCGUUCGUCGAUUACUUUGACAUCCCAAAACAAAACGAGAAAAAGCGCAUAAAGUUCGAAGGAUACCGCACAUGCAGCCAACUGUGUAAUAUUUAGGGGUUUUAGAAGCAAAAUCCGACUGUUUUUGCUUAUUUAUCACGUUUCCCAUUUCUUCGCGCGCUAACGUGUUGAAAAAUGAACGAAAAAACAGCAAGUUCCUCGAAGGAGGAAAACUUGUCCGAUUACCAACGGCGCCGCAUCGAGGAAAACCGUCAAAAAGCGAUCAAUCUCCGGCAGGCCCGGCUUCUAACGCAUCCGUACAACUCCGACAAGAAACCGGCGGAAACGGCCGUUUCGGUAAACAACGUGAUUAAAGUGUCCGGCACAAAGUACGUCGACAGUGGCGGUGGUUUCCUAAUCGAACAACGAACCAACCCGGUUGAAGAGGAACAUGGCGAGGAAACGGUACCCGGCCCGGAAUCGGAUGCCGUUCCAGUGCCUGUGGAGUACGAUGAGUGUUUGGAGUGUGGUGACCGGUUUGCAGAUUCCUACCUACUCAACACAUUCGACUAUUCCGUGUGCGAUGCCUGCCGUGAUCCGGACGGUCAACACUCGCUUAUCACGCGUACCGAGGCCAAACAGGAGUAUCUGCUGAAGGACUGCGAUUUGGACCGGCGUGAGCCAGUGCUGAAGUACAUUAGCCGCAAAAACCCGCACAAUGUGCGCUGGGGAGAGAUGAAGCUGUACUUGCAUCUACAGAUAGAAAAGCGCGCGCUGGAAGUGUGGGGCAGCGAGGAAAAUCUGAUGAAGGAGAAGGAAGAACGGGAGGAAAAGCGCGAAGUUGCGAAGGUGAAGAAGUACAACAAGCGGUUGAAAGAGCUGCGAAUGGACGUGAGAAGCAGUCUGUACGACAAAACCGUGCAGGCGCACGUGCAUUCGUACGGCGAUUCGGAAGUGUACAACGAGGCGGACGAUACCUACACGCGAACCUGCGAGUCCUGUGGGCAUUCGGAAACGUACGAGAAAAUGUAGACGAGUUCUCCAACCUCCAAUCAUCUUAUGUUAAUUAGCUACUAAGGCCUACGGGGUUAGAUUUACGCUCAUGAAGAUUUGUAUUAACGUUUCUCUUGCAAUUAUCAUUAAAACAGAUAAUUUUAGCUCCUCCGGAAGAAAAGAAGCUGGUUUUAA
Molecule: messenger RNA, 1198 nt
Organism: Anopheles stephensi (Asian malaria mosquito)
Lineage: Eukaryota; Metazoa; Arthropoda; Insecta; Diptera; Culicidae
Gene: Xpac
Product: DNA repair protein complementing XP-A cells homolog
Exons: 2
Coding region: 206-1042 (278 amino acids)
Biological process (GO): base-excision repair; nucleotide-excision repair involved in interstrand cross-link repair; UV-damage excision repair
Cellular component (GO): nucleotide-excision repair factor 1 complex
Molecular function (GO): damaged DNA binding
Source: RefSeq, a predicted model, not a curated record